GUCACCGAGGACCUCAAACUUCCGAGACGUGAGGGGAGGACGAGGGUCCGCGUCAAACCGCGCGUCUGGGUUCAGGCACCGCCGCUUUUGCGUGCCGCGCGCCCGGCUCAGACACUGCGCAAGUUGCGUGCGCGCGCCCGUUGCCUCUCUCUCUCGAGCGGGUGCCGCGCGUUCUUUACGAUACAGUGACAACCUUUUAGCGGAACAGCGCGAACGAAUUCAGCCGCACUCGCCCUUCGUUAACUCGCCCGCUCGCCCUUGGAGGAGGGCGAAGGGGGGUUGGGGAUGAGCUGGGGGGGCGCAGCCCGCGCGGCCCUCGCCUCCGCUCCGCUUCGCCCGCAGCUCGGCGCGCUCGCCGUGGGCUCACGUGGGGGGCUCGCGGGGUCGCGCGCCGUCGCCGCCUCCUCACGUGGGUUGUUGGCGCGCGCCCCCGUCACGUCACGUGGUGAGUUCGGGGGGUCGCGCGUUCCCGUCACGUCACGUGGGUUGUUGGCGCGCGCCCCCGGCACGUCACGUGGGCUCGCCAGCCGUGCGGGCUCGCACCCUGACGACAUCGAAAGCGAAGGGCGCGGCGCGAGUGACGUCACAGAGUCACAGGUCGCGGAUGCUGCCUCCUCACCCCUUGUCCGGCGCGGCACGUGGCGCCGUUCCCUGUCCCCAGCCGCACGCCUCGCCACCCUCCUGGGUCCCCAGAGCCUCAGCCCUGAUGCGGAGUCUGCGGGACAGGAGGCACAGGGCCAAGGCAGCUAUCCGUCGAAUGAAACGCAACCUGACACCAGCAUCAAAGGCGUGGACGAGGACACGCAACACGGUGCCCGACAUACGGACGACGAGUCGCGACCCAACGUCGCACACGCGGGCAAAGAGAUGGAGCCCAGCAGCGCGCACGCGGCCGAAGAAAUGGUCGCUUUGCGAAAUGGCCCCUGUGUCAAACCCCAUCCCAAAGAGCCAAAGAUGGGCGGUGAGGGUCGUGAAGGGGCGUGCGCGGUGCGUGACGAUAGGCCGCUCGGCUCUGCGGAGCGGUGCCUUGGGGUCGGGGACCUGGUGCUGGUGGAGAACCGCAAGGGGAACGUCGUCAAGAUGCAGAAGAUGCUGAAGUUGAAGGAGGGCAAGCGCCUGCAUACGAUGUGGGGUUCUCUACAGCACAGCGACCUCGUGGGCCGCAUGCCCGGCGUGGCCGUGAAGGCGUCUGAAGGCGCACUGUUCGUGGUGCGGCGCCCGUCUCUCUACGAGUUCACGCUGUUCAUGUCGCGAACGGCCACCAUCGCCUACCCCAAGGAUGUGAGUGCCAUGCUCAUGCACCUUGACCUGAGACCGGGAGACGUGGUGCUGGAGGCCGGGUCGGGGAGUGGAGCCAUGACGCUGAUGCUGUCCGGUGCAGUGUGGGAGCCUGGCCACGUGGUGUCAUGUGAUGUACGCGAGGAUCACCUGCACGUGGCUCAGAGGAAUGUGGCGUCGUGGCGCUCUGCGUGGGAACAGGCGCGGGGCGUCGACUCGUGGCCGCGAAACAUCUCCUUCCUGAAGGCGGACGUGCUGCGUGACACGCACCUCACCCACCAGUACACGUACGACGCGGUGGUUUUGGAUAUGCUCAACGUUCACUUGGCUGUGUCAUGUGUGCUGCCUGCGCUGAAGCCUGGGGGAGUGAUCAUGAUCUACGUGGCCAACAUCACGCAGGCCGUGGAUGUGGCGGCCACCGUUCGGUCGGAGCGGCUGCCGGUGAGCGUCGAGCUCGUGCUGGAGGUGUCCCACCGAAGCUGGGUCAUUAUUCCCGCGCUGCACAGAGACGGCAGUCCCUACACGAGACCCACGCGGGUCGGCGAGCCGGACAAGGGGGACGGAGGGUUUGAGAAGCCAUCGCUGCAGAACCCCCGGCCAUUCGUCUGUCGGCCAAACUCGGAGCAGUAUGGGCACACAGCUUUCCUCAUCAAGCUGCGAAAGAUACUGCCAGAAUAACCACGCGAGGAUGCCUUCAACCAGCGGUGGAUUGACACAGGGUUGCGAAUUAUUCUUACCGAAUGUAUGAUGCUAAUUCCUUUGCCUGAACGAUGUUAAUAAAUAUUUUGUAUUACGA
Messenger RNA from Petromyzon marinus (sea lamprey), 2074 nucleotides. Its product is annotated as tRNA (adenine(58)-N(1))-methyltransferase, mitochondrial. Lineage: Eukaryota; Metazoa; Chordata; Hyperoartia; Petromyzontiformes; Petromyzontidae. Gene Ontology annotation, molecular function: tRNA (adenine(58)-N1)-methyltransferase activity. Gene Ontology annotation, biological process: tRNA methylation. Gene Ontology annotation, cellular component: mitochondrion; tRNA (m1A) methyltransferase complex. The record is from RefSeq and is a predicted model, not a curated record.